This is a messenger RNA of Cataglyphis hispanica, 7360 nucleotides long. Its product is annotated as zinc finger protein rotund-like. The coding region runs from base 1641 to 3530 and encodes 629 amino acids. The transcript is spliced from 6 exons. Gene Ontology annotation, molecular function: DNA-binding transcription repressor activity, RNA polymerase II-specific. The record is from RefSeq and is a predicted model, not a curated record. Gene Ontology annotation, biological process: negative regulation of transcription by RNA polymerase II. Lineage: Eukaryota; Metazoa; Arthropoda; Insecta; Hymenoptera; Formicidae.
AGUGCUGAAACCGCGUCCGCGGUUCACGGUUCACGAUAUCCGGGCUUUGCCGCGAUUGCGUUUUUUUUGUCCUACGCAUCCCGGGUACAAAAAAAACGGGAGAAUUGUGGCGCGCGCGUUUUUAGACGAGAAGAAGUAAUCGGAAACACGAUCCUCGUUCGCGACAGUGAAGAUUCGCUUAUCGACGGCGCUAGAGAAAGAGAGAGAGAGAGACAGUGGGGGAAGGAAAAAUAGAGUGAGGGAAGACACACAGUGAGAUACGAGAAAUCAUUUCCCGCGUGUUUGCGUCCCCGGUGCGUCGCGUAACAAUCGAGCUUUCCUCUCGCUCCGUUCGUCAUCGUUUUGCGGUUAUGGCGCGAUCCGCGAGCGCUCGUAUCGCGCUGCGGAUUUCGAAGCGCGGGCGCUCUCGUCGGCAUUAGGAAUUAUAUAGGUGAUGUGUGAUACAAUCGAGUAUCCGCUACGUGUAUUAUGAGCGGCAACGAUAAUCCGCCGAUCGAUGGAUCGAACGCCGAAGGGAGGAGAUCGGAGAAUGGCACACGUCGCGUCGUCGUCGAUCGACGCGUGAUCUCGCAUAUUCCGUGAAGAGAGCGAAGCCGGCGGCAACGUAACCUGUCGCGAACGGACAGCGCAAACGGACGGACUGUUGCUGCGUGGAGGGAGGAAAAAGGCCGAGGUGCGCUACGAGAGGAUAUCGCCGCGUUUUACUCGAACAGCACGGAAACGAAGAGUGCGAGCGGACGCGCGACACGCGCCCGCGUGCGCGCGAGCUCGCGACGAUCGUGUCUCUCGUGAAACUCGCAAUUAAUUCGCGAACACAAGGCGGGAAGAUAUAAAAUCUAGUCAUUGGAGUUUUAUCGGAGAAUAUUUUAGCUCAUUCGUCGCCGCGACCUCGAAAAGAAACGCGCUCGAAGUUGUCGAAAAAAAAGGUAAACAGUCAAGGACUGAGAGAGAGAGAGAGAGAGAGAGACAGAAAGCCGAGUAACAAUCUUGACGCAAGGUCGAGCCGGCUCGACGCGUUGUGUUUACGUUUAAUAUCGCAAGGGACGCCGAAGAAGACGCGCUGGUGGUUGUGUGCGUGUUUGACGAACGCAGUGCGGUGUCGGACGUGUUCACGCUCGGACGAGCAGCGAGACGUAGCGAGUAGCACGAGCGGCGACGUCGAUGACCGCGUGCGACGAGGACGGGUCGUCUCUCGGUUCCGAGGAGGAACGCGUGGCACGCGACUUCCGUUUGCGGACGCGAUCGGAUCGAGAGCUCGGUAUCGGUAAUAACGCGGAAUACCAGUGAUUGUCCUCUACGCGUUCUACACGUGCGAUAUUCUCUCGAAAGCUCUCUCGCGAGAGAGAACGAACGGAGAACGCGAUCGCGUUAGUGCGCGAGCGCGGUGGCCGCGCGCGAUAUCGCCACUAUAUCGUCGUUCACGGUGCAGUGAUAUCAUCGCCGGCGAGGUGCAUCGUAUGCGUACGUCGCAUACGUCGUACAUUGUCGGGAAAGAGUUGACGGGAGGAGAAGAGGAUAUAUACAUAUCCGCGGGGAAAAAAGAAACGUGUCCGGGAGUGCCGAAUCCGUUCGGAACGAGGGACGAACGAAGUUUGUGAGAAGAACUCGUAAAACAGUGCUCCUUUCCGCGAGAUUAACUCAUGUAUCCCUGGUACCGGGACAGCGUCGCGGCCGCUGCGGCAGCUGGCCUUGGCGGGCCUGUCGGCGUUGUGGGUUCCGGAUUCUGUUCGACCGGGCCCGGCCAGGGUGCCACCACAAUCAAGACUGAGAGUGGAUACUCCGACUGCAUGCUCGCCCUCGACUACGUCCAGAGCAAGAAGAACUCGUUUGCAUGGUCGGAGGGUGGCGAAGAAGGUGGCGGUGGUGGUGGUGGUGGUGGUGGAGGCGGUGGAGGGACGGGUGGGAGCGGAACAGGUGGUACGGGCCCAGCGACCACCGGUAGCGGGGGUCUGGCCCAUUGGGUUAGUGUCAUGGCGGAACACAUUCACAAUCCGCACUCGGCCACUGGCGUCGGUGUUCACCAUCAACAACAAUCCCCACCUCAACCGCCUUAUCCGUGGAACAAUGGCCUUUCCAAUGACCAAUGCGCCCCGCACGACAAGGAAAGCGACUAUUGGGGUGGCAGCCGAGGCGCGAAACAAGGUUACGAGCACUUUCUGUUGCAGGCGAAAAUGAACGCGGACCACGGUCAGCUGCAGAAAGGUGACGAGCAGUAUCGAGGCGCCGGCGGUUCGAGUAGCGGAAGCCCGCCCGCCAGUCUCUUGGUGGUUCCUCAACCUCUCACCGUCAAACCCUCCCAUCCCUCGCAUCUCAAUUCUCAUCUCGGUGGACCGCACUCGCAUCCGCCGAGGAAGUACCAAUGCAAGAUGUGUCCGCAGAUAUUCGGUAGCAAGGCGGACCUGCAGCUCCAUACGCAGAUCCAUAUGCGCGAGGCGAAGCCGUACAAGUGUACACAGUGCUCUAAGGCGUUCGCCAACUCCUCGUACCUGUCACAGCAUACGAGGAUCCACCUGGGCAUUAAGCCGUACCGUUGCGAGAUCUGCCAGCGGAAGUUCACCCAGCUGAGUCACCUACAGCAGCACAUUCGCACGCACACCGGCGACAAGCCAUACAAGUGCCGGCAUCCGGGCUGCACGAAAGCGUUCAGCCAAUUGAGCAAUCUGCAGAGCCACUCGCGAUGCCACCAAACCGACAAGCCGUACAAGUGUAACUCUUGCUACAAAUGCUUCUCCGACGAACCCAGCCUGCUCGAGCACAUACCGAAGCACAAGGAGUCGAAGCACCUGAAAACGCACAUCUGCCAGUACUGCGGCAAGAGUUACACCCAGGAGACCUAUUUAGCAAAGCAUAUGCAGAAACACGCGGAGAGAACGGACAAGAGACCGCCGAUCAUUGGCACGGGUCUCAGGCCGUCGAUACACGCGAUGACCGCUCAUCAUCAGGACCAUUACUGGCCCAAGGUAAGCCCGGAUUCGGUGAUCGGCGAUCUGCACGAGAGGCUGCCGCACCAUCACACGGAGUACCAUCAGAAUCAGAAUCCGGAGAUGCUGCUGCCGGGACACGGGCAUCGCACCGCCGAGUCCAUCGAGAAUGACUCGAGGCAACAGACGCCCCAGCCCGGCGCGAAUCACCAUCCCAACAGUAGUUCGGCCUUCACGCCGAUCUCGUCGAUCUCGAUCAACUCCAUCUCCUCGAUGCAGCACCCGUUGAAUCCGCUGAAUCAUCUGCACUAUCCUGGCAGUCAUCACCCGGCGUCCCGGCCGUAUCUCUACGAGGCGUUCAACACGACGCAGAAGUCGUCGCCUACGUCCUCGUCAUCCGGCGUGACACCCGGCACCACCAGCAACCAAAACGCCACGUCUUUCCCAAAUCAGCUCAUUAGUCUUCACCAGAUCAGGAACUACGCUCAUCAGCCGAAUCUCGGCAAUCUGGGCAACCUGGGGAAUCUGGGGAACUUGAGCAAUCUCAGCAAUCUCAGUGCCACGAUGGAAAGCCACGCGCUGCUGGGCGGUCUCAAAGAGAAGCAGUAACUCUUAGCUGGUCUUGGAGAUUAACUUCAGGAAGCGCUCGCGAGCUCUCUUCAUCACCGUUCUUUUAUUCUUUUUCUUCUACUCUCCGUGACAUGGCACGUUGCGACUUGAGCUCUCGCUUCAUCCGGCUCGAUCGUCUUCUCCUCUCCGUGAUCUCUUUAUACCCAUCUAAUUUAUUUUUUACGCUGGUGUGUACGCAAAUCCCACGCAAAUAUGACUCCGAAACUAACUUUUCUUCGAAAUGUUUCACUUCGGUGUUUAAUUACAUUUUGCAUUCGUAUUUCAUAGAUAUGUAUGCAUUUAAGGACACUAGCGCGUCUCAUCGUAAUCUUUUAAUAGAUUAAUGCAUACGAUGAUAAUCGCGCCCAGAAAACGGAUAAGAGUUAUGAGAUGUAUGAUCAAUGCUCGAAAUAAUUUUCGACAACCUGUACAAGACUAUCACUCUCUUUCCUUUUUACCUUUCUCUUCUUCUUUUUUUAUCUUCUUUUUUCUUUUAACGUCUUAUCUAUGAGCCUUUCGAUUUCGUGUCUACGUCUCGAUUGGGCUUGUGCGUUAUGUAUAUAUGUAUAUGUAUAUGUAUAUAUAUAUAUAUAUAUAUAUAUAUAUGUUUUAUUAAAAUACAUAAAUACACAUGAGCACAAUGAUCUAAUUUAAGGAUUAAUCAUUACAUUCAGAGUGAAAACAAAUUUAUUUGAAUUAAAACUAUUCUUUUAGUUUAUUUGCUAAUUAAUGCCGCGUUCUCCAAUCGAUUUGUGAAAUCGAUGACGAUUAUGAAAUUAAUUCCUAUGAAAGUUUUCAAUGCAAAAAUUGUUUUGUAUUUUUUUUCUGUAACCACAUCUUGAUAUCCCAAUUGUUAAUGAAAUUGGAAACACGUUUAUGAAAUAUUUACAGUGACGGUUCACACAGUAUUUAGCCAAAGCUCCGAAUCAGGCAUAUACGUUACUCGCGAUACAACGUAGUAACAUGAUAGAAACCUCGACGGUUACAUUCCUUAAUGUAAUAAGACUGACGUGAUGUAGUUAAAAAAAAAAACUAUAUCUUUACAUACUGGUCUAAUUAUUAAUAAUCGAUAUGAACAUUAUCGAUCGUCAAAAAUCGUUUCGUUGUCUCCCGCAACUGAAAACUGAAUUUCUAUGUCCGUUGAGAAUAAAAUUGAUAUUUAUUCGACUCUCUAAGAUUAUCCACGCUUCUCGACGUGUUAACGUCCUCGCCACUGAUCAUGCGUGCCAAUUACAAGCUAGAAAGUUCCAUCAAUACGUAUUCGUCGCGAUAUAAUCCGUACGAUCUGAUGACGUUUGAAUGAUAAAGUGGAGCACGAUCAUGGAUUAACUCGUAUUCGAACAGUAGACGAUACUUUCAUAAUGCUAGAAAGUAUACGAUACGCCGAUGGGAUGAAUGAACUGAUUUCUUUUUCAGUUUAUCGUGAAAAAUUUUAGUUGUGAACGGACACCGAGAUCAUUUUUUGUUGAUAAAAAUGUUUAAUGAUUUAUAUUUUUAUAAAGUUAUAUUAUAGCAAAUGUGUGUUUCUCAAUAAAUUCGCUCUCUAAACUAAAUUUUUUGAAUCCGGCGAUCUUCACUUUUUCGACACAUCCUUGUGUGUGUGUAUUUCUUAUCACUACAUCUUAUGAAAUUAUUUUGGACGAUCGAGAUUUUUUUCAACUGGAAUUAUUUUUUACAUUGUUCCCGCAAACUCGAAGAAUAUUUUAAGUUUAAUUAAUUAAUAUAUUUCAAUUUCUAAGAUAUUAAUUAUGCAGUUUUCUUUUACUCUACUCUAUUGUGUUUUAUUUGCGUAUUUUUCUACGUUUUAUGUUCUUUGCUUUCUUUUUCUUUAACAUUGAAAAAAAAAAUAUCAUGGUAUAAUUUCAUUAAAAAUACAGUUUACAUGAAAAUUUAAUUUCUCGUAACAUUGUGACUAUACGAAUUUUAAUUAUUUUACGAAAUUUUGUCGCGAUUUACCAAGCAAAUAAUCUUGGAAUACAAAUAAAUGUGAAAGGGAACAUACGAAAUUAGUGGAUAAACGAGGAGAUUAGACAUAACACUAAACAUACAUACAAAUGUGCUACGUCGUAAUGUAGGGGGAAAGCAGAUAAGAUAAACAAAGAUAAAUCAACGAACAAUACAUUUUAGGACAUUCGCAAAAUUGUGCAGGAACACCAAUGGGAUAACAAAGACAUGAGGAGAAGAAAACUGUAGCGAGAAGCGCGUAGGGAGACUGGCAGGAUAUAAAGAGAUACACAAAAAGAAACGUAUAGAAAUAUAUACAAGGCACACAUACGAAAAAAAGUAUAAAAGCAUCACGCACAUUUUGUAAGAGAGCCGCACGGAGACCUCCUCUUGUAAAUAGGUGCUAUAUAAAUAAAUAAGUAUAUGCAUAUAUUAAUAAAUGAAUGAAUAUAUGCAUAUACGCGUAUAUACAAGUACAUAAAUAAAGAAAUAAUUAUUAUUAUCGUCACACCAUCAUCUUUAUUAGUAUCAUUAUAUUAUCAUCUUUAUGAUUAUUAUGUAUUAUUAUAUUAUUUUUAUUUACAUUAUUAUUAUUAUUACUAUUAUUAUUAUUAUUAUUAUUAUUACUAUUAUUAUUAUUAUUAUUAUUAUUAUUAUUAUUAUUAUUAUUAAUAUUAUUAAUUAAUAUUUUGAUCGACAUUUAAUAGGUGUGUAAAAUAAAGAGAAAGCACACAGAUUCUAAUAAUGUGAAAAUAUUCUAAGUACCUUACUUAAGAUCUAAGUAAUCUUAUAUAAUCUGUUAUAUACGUGUGCGCGUUGCGUACGCGCGCGACGAGGAGAAAGAAGAGAUGAAAGGAGAAAGAGAGAAAGGGAGGAAGAUAAACAUGUAUAUGCGAACUAUUGUAGAUAAUUUGUUGUUACGGUGCCAGACGUGUUCUUCUUCGGGGUUCCUGUGUAAUUCACGUUUCUAUCGAGUCGCGUUAUGUUCAUAGAAAAAAAAAAAAAAAAGUGUAAACAGCUUGAUCGUUAAGUUUUGCAUUUUAAAUCAUACGUUUUACACGCGAAUUCCGGUUUUAUUUCCGCUUACUCUGUCGACUUACGGCAGAACAUGUCGCAGUGUGCCAAUUUAUUUCCGAUUAUUGUGUCGAGAUAAAAUCUAUAUGCCGAGAUCAUGUUUCACACUCGGUGAAAUACGAACCCCGCGGUAGCCAUGUCCGGGCCUUACCCUAUGCUCAAGUUGUUUAAAACUAUUACGUUGUUAUUAAGAUGAUGAUAGGACAAUGAAUGAGAGAAGGGGCGAGGGGUAAACGUUCAAAGUUCAUUUUCUUGCUGUGCAUAGCCGGAAGGCGGACCAGAUUUCUUUAUAAGACGGCAUGUGACUCGCUAUCUCUGGAUAACCCAAAGUAAACGUCAAAGAAUGAACAGAUAGAAAAGAAUAUAGGUAAUCGUGCGCGGGUGCGCACGGUUAUGUACAUUGAAAAAUAUUGGAUGUACAUGCAUCUUGAUUUAGGUUGACAAUGGGGCGAGGAAAAAUGUUUCGAGUAAUAAGUGCGUAAUUGAUUUACACAACAAAUACAGGGAAAAAGGAUAGAUAAAUAGAUAGAUAGAUAGAUAGAUAUUUCCCCGUCAUUUUGUUGAUAUAUAAUGAGAAAUGUAGGGAACGCGAAAUAGAACGGACUCGCAUGACAGCAAGGGACAGAUGCAAGAUAAGAAACUCCGAAACCCCGCGCUUUAAAUGUGAUUUCUUCUGCCUAUCCUUAGUUUCACAAUGAUUAUAUAUUAUUAUUAUUAAUAUUUUAUUAUUAUUAUUAUUAUUAUUAUUAAUAUUAUUAUUUCGUUUAAUAAACUGUCACGUGUUAAAAUAAAGGCAAAGGAGACUUUCUCGA